AUUAAUGCAAAAGCACGUCUUCGGUUCUCGUCGGCACUCGGCAGCAAUAGUACGUCUGCGGUCUGCUAUAGCCCCCCCGAUAUUGGCGAGAACCGUCUCUCGGAUGGCACUGCGUCGGUGGUGGUGGUUGGGCACUUGGGCAGCCGUACCUUUAUUAGUGGACGACGUAACGGAUAGCCGAUAACAGGUCGCAGCCACCUAUAAUAUAAGUACUGAGCGGUGAGCACUGCUGCACCUACGUGCGUAUCGCUGCAAUAGUGCAAUACGGCAGUGACUGCCUCGCACUUUCUACGGAGGCAGUACUCCGCAGGACCAUGUCGUCUGCCGAUUGCACGCACUCCUCCACGACUGUUGCCGCAUCGCACCGUCACCGCCGACCGCGUACGUUUUUAGGGCAACGCCAACGGAUAUCGGAUGCGACACGGCCAUGAUACUGUCCAUGUUAUAAUAGAAAUAUUGCCAAACAUAAAUAUCGUUACAGGUAUAUUGUAACUUACUCGGGCGGUACGUCUUCGGCAACCCUAAUCGAAUAUUGUGGUUUUCCAAUAGUUGUCGCGAUACAGCGUGCAUCACGGACACUGCCCACACGGCCACACGAUCUGCACACGUGAGUAUGGAUCAUUGGUUUUGAUUAGUGGAUCCGGUGCCGCGACUACUGUAUGACGGACGCGCGUAGAUUGUCACAUAUUACAUUGCCAUGACUCCGACGCAUGUAGGAGACGUUAAAAAUUCUGCCGCCGAGGGAUUGCCAGCAAAGUUUGUUCUGUCCAUGAGAACACUGUUCGACAUUUUGGACGAUAAAAGAACUGGAUAUGUUAAAUUUUCUGAAAUUGAGACGCGAUGGCAAGAUGAUGGUACAAAAGGUUUGCCAAAAGGUGUAUUAGAUAGUCUUCGAAAAGUAACUCCACCUAACGGUUUACUAUCUUUUGACCGUUUUUGUACUGGUUUAAAAAUGUGCCUACUUCGAAAUCAAAUGGAAAAUGGUCGUCGGGAUAAUGAUUCAGUACGACCUCCAUCAGCUCCACUUUUGGAUAUAGACAUUAAACCUAACGUACAAUGGACAAAUGGAAAUAUGGCUGCCAUUCGACCCACGCAGCAAAGAACUCUAAGUAUGCCACAAUUAGCUUUAGAGCGUAAUAGUAAGGAAGUACAUCAGUUACCACAAAAAUCCACAUCAUCGUCACUUUUUGGACCACCAAAACCCCCAAGAACUGCAGCAGGCUUAGAGCGAGGCCUACAGCUUGCUUCUGGUGAACGUAUUAUCGAUAAGGCUGAAAUAAGAACAGCCUUGCAAAAUUGGCAGUUGGGAGUGUUAUUAAAUGAUCAGAGCAGUUCUAGAAGUGAAAAACAAUCUGGAGAACAAACGUAUAAAAGAAUUAAUCAACGACGAAGAGAACCAAGACGCCAUACUCUCCAAAGUGGUGUAGAUUAUAAUAUGCUGAAAAGAAUAAAGCAAAUAGAACAGGAAAAAGAAGUUCUCAUGCAUGGACUUCAAGCUGUAGAAAGGGCAAGAGACUGGUACCAUAAGCAGAUAUCUGCUGUUCAAGAAAAAAUGAAAUACCUUGGACGAACAAAUUCACAUACACAGGACCAAUGGACUGAAGCACAACAGGAGCGUAUUGAAUUACAACGGGCUCGAGUCUUGGAGGUCAAUAGACAUUUGUCCGCAUUAACAGAUGGUGGUGAACGAUGGGGUGGUCUACCAUUGCACAUGAACUUAGCUGUGCAUUCAUCAAAUAAUCCUGGAACGAUGUUACAUCAAAAUCCUCAAGUAAUGGCUACAUUAAAACAUCGCAACCAUAUACUCACUGAGGAAUUAGGACAAAAAAGUGAAAGAAUUUCAACAUUAGAAAGAGAAAAGGCUACUCUUAUCAGAGAAUUAUUUCAAACGCGAACCCAGAUGGGACGUAAAUUAGGAAGAUUAGAUAGUAAACCUGAUGGCCAGUCAUAUAUACCAUAAGAAUUGGAAUCUGUUACCAAGUGCAAUAAAAAUAUGCACUGUUAAGAAAAACGGUGCUUGAAUAAAACAGAAAAAAAGAAAAAAUACCAUUAUUUUUGAGCUCAAUUUUAACAGGUACACAAUAUAUUAUUAUACUCUUUAUUCUGUAUUAGUACAGUACAAAUGGUAUUGUAAUGAUUGCCGGCCAUACCUCAAUUUUAUCCGUGUUAAAUGUUAUUUUUAAUUAGUCUAAACACAACUUUUUCUCAUUUAAUGCAGAACAAUUUUUAAUAAAAUAUUGUUUUACAUAUUUAGUUAUAGAAACAAUCAUGGUUUACAAUUAGGUACAGCUAUUUAAAUUUGUUUAUAGAGAAGUUUAGUGUCUUGUUAUAAAGUAUAUUAUGUAUUAAUUUUGUUUAUAAUAAAUAAUUUACUCAACUUGUUAACCCUUUCACUGCUCCAGACUAUUACGUUCAAUACAUUCACACCAUUCAAUGCUCCAGAUGUACUAUUACGUCUCUAUAUUUUUAAAUAUUCUCAUAUUCCGUUAACCGUACAAGUUUUGGAAAUCAUGGUUCUCAUUAUUUUAAACUUUAAUUAGAUCAUAAAGAUCUCAAAAUUAAAAUCUUCAAAAAGAAUUUAAAAAUUUUUAAAAAAAAACAAUAAAUAUUUUACUAUGUAGCAUAACACUGGUUGCAGUAAAAGAGUUAAUUAUGUAAAACUGCCAUACAAGUGAAGUAGUUCUCAAAAUAAUUUUGACAUAAGUUUCCGUCCACCUCUCUGUGAUGCCAAUAUUAUUCUGAUUUUAACCUGGAGAUUUUUAUGUGUAAUAACUGUUGCUAAAUUUUUAAUAUUUAACUUUAUAAGAUAACCUUAAAUUUGUUUAGAUAAUUUUGUGCCAUAAAUAUUUAAUGUACAAUAUUAAGUAACCUGAUGUAAAAUAUAAAUUUAUAUUAUUAUUAUAUUUUUUGGGAUAUGGCAAUUAUUAUGUUAUUACUUAUUUAAAAUUAAAUAAUAUUUUACAAUAUGUUGAUGUAUUUUUUUGAUUUUUAUACAUGAAAUGCUUUAGUUUAUGAACAUUGUUAAAUUUGUAUUUUUGUAAAAAUAAAAAAUAAAUAAAUUGUCGAAUUAAAA
This is a messenger RNA of Metopolophium dirhodum (rose-grain aphid), 3073 nucleotides long. Its product is annotated as suppressor APC domain-containing protein 2. Lineage: Eukaryota; Metazoa; Arthropoda; Insecta; Hemiptera; Aphididae. The coding region runs from base 698 to 1960 and encodes 420 amino acids. The transcript has 7 exons. The record is from RefSeq and is a predicted model, not a curated record.